UUUACAAAACGCUAGACCCACAUAGCGUAAUGGCAAAAGUAAAUGGAAAAUUCGAGUUUGUCAGCCAAGAAAAUGUUGGUGAUUACUAUAAGGCGGCUGGCUUUCCCGAAGAAAUUGCCAAGGCGUUUGAAGCCGAUGUGAAGCCUAUUGCCGUGUCUGUUAUUGGGGAUAAGAUUACUGUAGCGGUAGGCGACCAACCGCCUCUGGAAUAUACAGAGGGAAAGGAAAUCGGCGUAAAUAAUGCUGAUGCUUCGAUCACAAGUGUCGCGAAAUUAGACGGCGACACUUUGACAAUUUCUUCGAAAUUCGGUAGCAUGUCCGAAGAUAGAGUGUUGAAGUUUUCGGACGAGGAAUUGGUUAUUACUGCUGCAAAUAACGCGGGGGCGACAAGCACGCGUGUUUUCAAAAGGGUUUGAAAAUGCUACCUGUUAAUGAAUAUUAUUAAUCUCUU
This is a messenger RNA of Cylas formicarius (sweet potato weevil), 451 nucleotides long. RefSeq lists its product as uncharacterized. The transcript is spliced from 4 exons. The record is from RefSeq and is a predicted model, not a curated record. NCBI's taxonomy places the organism in Eukaryota, Metazoa, Arthropoda, Insecta, Coleoptera, Brentidae. The coding region runs from base 30 to 416 and encodes 128 amino acids.